Messenger RNA from Zootermopsis nevadensis, 1394 nucleotides. It is a transcript of the gene obst-A, whose product is annotated as obstructor-A. The record is from RefSeq and is a predicted model, not a curated record. Gene Ontology annotation, cellular component: extracellular region. Gene Ontology annotation, molecular function: chitin binding. Lineage: Eukaryota; Metazoa; Arthropoda; Insecta; Blattodea; Termopsidae.
GGCAGGGGAGGGAUAGGAUGUUGAUUGGAAAGUUUUCUGGCAGCCUCUACGACUCCGUUCACAGCGGACACUCAGUCCGUUUAGUGUAGUCAUGCUGCAGACAACGUGCUCAGUGCUGCUCCUCGCGGCCGUCACUGCUAUCAACACAGCAAGUGGUGCAUUCAACUGCCCGCAAAAGUACGGCCAGUUCGAGGACCCGAAACAGUGCGAUAAGUUCUACGAAUGCGACGAAGGGAUUGCUAAGGAGAAGCUGUGUCCUGAUGGUCUUAUGUUCGAUCCCCUCAACAGGAAGAUCAACAAGUGCGACCAACCUUUCAACGUGGACUGCGGUGACAGGAUAGAGCUCCAAUCUCCGAAAGGGAAUCAGCAUUGUCCACGCAAGAAUGGCUACUUCGCGCACCCCGACUCGUCCGUCUGUCACCUCUUCUACAACUGCAUCGACGGCGAGUACACGGAGGUACCCUGCACACCGGGACUGCACUUCGACGAAUACCAGGGCACGUGUGUGUGGCCGGAGUCAUCAGGUCGGACGGGUUGUAGCAAAAUCGAGAAUAAGCUGAAGGAUGGGUUUGAGUGCCCGAAGGAGGCACAAGCUGACGCUAACGGACAGGCCGUGGCCCAUCCCAAAUUCGCACACCCCCAGGACUGCCAGAAGUUCUACGUUUGCCUUAACGGCGUCCAGCCACGCGAGCUUGGCUGCUCCUUGGGCGAAGUGUACAACGAGGAAGACCAGAAGUGCGACGCACCGGAAAACGUUCCGGGCUGUGAGGAUUGGUACAAAGACAACCCAGAAGUGAACAACAACAACAACAACAAAAACAAGAAACAGAGACGAAAGUAGAAUCCUGGAUAAAACUGUGAUAACUGGCGAAUUGUGAACAAUAUAAAAGCCAGGACUUAAAUUUCAUAAACUUAUUAUUUACUUCUAAUGCAAUUAAACACAUCGGUCUUGAAGAUAUGACUCUGUGUCGUAUUGGAUUCCACCAUUCAACCAUUUCAGGGAUUAAUUCUGCAGAAUGUAAAAUAUUACUUUCUUUACAGUAACAGAAUUUUUCUUCCAGGAAGUAGAAAUUGACAGCUUGGUUCAAAUUACUUACUGCUGACAACAGAUAAAGCUUCUGUUAACUGGAAAACAAAGUAAUAAAACUUAGUGAUACAAUUUUGAGCCAUGACCUGCGUUAUAAGUUUUUAACAAAUUUGACAUAAUUGGUCUAAAUACAUUUAAUUGUGAUACACCAGCUUAAAAACGCAAAAGAAUAAAACAAUCUUUAUUAAUUAGCAUAGUUAAACACAAAUUCUGUGAAAAAAGAUUCGCAAUUUUUGUUGGUAUAAAAUUCCAGUGUUAAAGCAAAGUACAGCGUGGUAACAUAUCAGAAUAAACAAAAUAUUUUGUU